AUGGAAAUAACCGAGACCAAGGUCAACCACCGUAAAUUACUUGAUGCUAUUUUUGCUGUAUGUGGUGUUCCAGAUUCACACUUUCGUCCAAUCAGCUCAGCUGUUGAUAAACUCGAUAAAACACCAUGGAAUGUUGUUCGAAAUGAAAUGGUUCAUGAGAAAGGUUUAGCACCAGAAGUAGCCGAUAAAAUCUGGAGUUAUGUUCAAAUGCAUGGAAGUGCUGAUCUAGUUGGUAAACUUCAAGCUGAUGCUCAAUUAACAGGUCAAAAAUCAGCGAAUGAAGCAUUGGAAGAUCUUGAUAAACUCUUUCGUUAUUUAACAUUAUAUGGUGUUAUGGAUAAAGUUAUAUUUGAUUUAAAAUUAGCUCGUGGUUUAGAUUAUUAUACCGGUGUUAUUUUUGAAGCUGUUCUCACAAAAUAUCAAUAUAAUCCAGACUUAGGUGAUGAUCAAGUUGCUGUUGGAAGUGUUGCUGGUGGUGGUAGAUAUGAUGAAUUAGUUGGUAAACUUGAUCCAAGACAACGACGUGUACCUUGCAUUGGUGCAAGUAUUGGUGUUGAAAGAAUAUUUGCAAUUAAAGAAGUUCAAAUGGCAGAAUUAAAUAUUCAAACAAAAACUGUUGAAACAGAAGUAUAUGUAGCAUCAGCUCAAAAAAAUUUAAUGGAAGAACGUAUGAAAUUAUGUGGUUAUUUAUGGGCGAAUGGUUUUAAGGCUGAAAUGGCAUUUAAACGUAAUCCAAAAAUGCUUGAUCAAUUACAAUAUUGUGAGAAAAAUCAAGUUGAAUUAUGUGUAAUUGUUGGUGGAGCAGAAUUAGAAGCUGGAAUAGUGAAAAUUCGUGAUGUUAUUACAAGAGAAGAAUUUGAAGUUAAACGUGAUCAAUUAGCCGGUGAAUUACGUGUUUUUCUUGAAAAAGUUCGACAACGAACAAAUCAAUCAUCUUCAAAACAAACGACAACUAACUGA
Molecule: messenger RNA, 960 nt
Organism: Adineta steineri
Lineage: Eukaryota; Metazoa; Rotifera; Eurotatoria; Adinetida; Adinetidae
Source: the annotation of a GenBank genome assembly